Oldenlandia corymbosa var. corymbosa is the source of this 1500-nucleotide messenger RNA. The record is from the annotation of a GenBank genome assembly. NCBI's taxonomy places the organism in Eukaryota, Viridiplantae, Streptophyta, Magnoliopsida, Gentianales, Rubiaceae.
CUAAAAUCGAAAAAAAGGAAAAAGCGGGAGACGAAAACAUACGGCGGGAAGUUGGGGUACUGCGAGAUUUCAAAGCUCCGAUACAUCGAUUCUCUGCUUGAUUUCAUCCUCCACGGGUGCAUUUCCCUCUGGAAUCUUAAUGUUUGGGUUCGUCUGCAUGUUGAGUGAGGACUAUGAACCACGUUUUGAAUUUAGUCCGCUGCGCUUGCAGCUUAUUAGGCCUCCACUUUUGGGUUAAAGGCAUUGUUUUUGUUAUCCAGAAGAAGCUAUAGCAAUCAAGAAGUGAAAUUGUGGCUUCCAAUUUGGCCAAGGAAACGGCUGGUAAGGCUUGAAAGCAAGGCCUGAGGAUAUAAGAUCAAGAAUUGUGGUAAGAGUUUGGAGCAGAUGGAUUCUGGCUUAGGAGAAGGGUCAUCAGGAUACUCGACAAUGGAUGACUAUGAGUCACUCAUCUCGACUACAGACGCGGAGCUUUUGAAACGUGCAUGGCGCAAUGAGAAGGCCGCGCCCCAAAUUCUGCGAUAUGAGGCUGCUUUAGUUCAGAGAUCACGCGAACAAAUCAAAUUGAUGGAAGAGACAGUCGAGGAGUUUACCAGCAGUGGUGUUGACCCACUCACAGUUUCUCUUUAUCAGAUGGACUUGGAUCGGACACUUUUUCUCCUGAGAUCAUAUCUGCGGGUACGCCUUCAAAAGAUUGAAAAGUACAUGUUUCAUAUUCGGAAGACUACUGAGUUGUGGAAUCAUCUUUCUAGGGCAGAGCAAAACUUUGCUGAAAGAUGUAUAGAAGACAUGGAGCAGCAUAUGCAGCAAUCUGUUCUCUCAAAAUUGCCUAGCAGUUACAAAUCUCAUUUAAAGCAAUCCUCAAGCAGUGAAGAGGAUGACAUGGUGCCAGAGCCAAAGCUUGAUACAUAUGUGAUCUGCCGGAGCAAGAAAUUUUUAGGAGCCUUCCAGCUAGAUGACAGGCAAUUUUUGAGUAUUCAAUGUCAUCUCUUGUCAUGGAGAAUGAAUUCAUUCAUUUUUCUGAUGUCUAUGAAUUUUUGGACAGUGCUGAAGACCCUGUUAACAUUGAAGCUGAUGAUCUAUACGCUUUACCUUAUAAGUCUAUAAAGCCUCUUGUGGAGACAGGUCAAAUUGAUCUCGUGUGAACAUCAGAAAUUCGAGUUACCAUCAGGGUCAUGUCCAGUUCUGUGUUCUGUAAACUUUGAGCCUGAACAAGGAAUCACCCAGCAGCCUCUCAGCUCUCCAGGCCAUUUUUAUAGACUGGUCUCAUGUUAAGAUUUCAUUGAAAAUCCAGUUAGCUGGUAUCAGGUUACUGCAUAUUUUUUGGUUUGCUUUUGUUUCUGAAAGUUUGGGAAGGGCAGAGUUUGAACUGCUAUGACUAUGAUGUAGAAAAAUGUAUUCAAUGUGAGAGAUUCAAGCUGCUUUAUCUUUUCCUGAACAUCAUUACACUCAACGAUCUUCCUAUUCUACCACUACACCAGUAUCUUAGCACGAAAGUUGGUC